This is a messenger RNA of Fonsecaea nubica, 1584 nucleotides long. RefSeq lists its product as hypothetical. NCBI's taxonomy places the organism in Eukaryota, Fungi, Ascomycota, Eurotiomycetes, Chaetothyriales, Herpotrichiellaceae. The record is from RefSeq and is a predicted model, not a curated record. The coding region runs from base 1 to 1584 and encodes 527 amino acids. The transcript has a single exon.
AUGGCGAUCGACCAGCUUCCCAUACGACUGGUGGUGAAUGAGCGAGAGUACGAAUUGCUACGCAGACUGCUGUCGAGAACGUCAGCACGAACACAGCGUGGUCCGAAAGGUGACAAGCAGGACAACGAGUCGAAAACAGUCACUUUCCGCGAUGACCAUCGAGCAGCAGCUUUCCGCUCCGCGUCGCGAGUGUUCAUGGUCACCUUUGGCUCUCUCAAACUUCUCAGCGCCAUCUUAGGCCGACUUGCAGCUCGCAGGUCCCCAACAGCCACCGGUUCGAGAAAACCCCUCGUGGCAUCACAAUCGAGGAUGGCACUUUCUCUAUCAUCACUCCUGUUUUUCCACGCCACGCUUUAUCGCAUCUUCGCCAGACUCAGACUCCAACUGCUGCACGAAAAGGUGCGAGAUAUCCGUGAGCGGUAUCCACGGAUCUACGCAACACUUACGUCCCGCAUUGCACCGGCGCUCGGGGCCAGUCUGUCGGGUUUUGCGCUGGGCAUCUGUCCUGCGGACCAGCUCCGGAUCACGCUUGCAAUAUAUGUGGGCUGUCGAGCUCUCGAACUGGGAUACGCCGCCAUCGAGCACACGGCGCUGAUCAAGAACAAGCCGUCCUGGCUGGGGAGUUGGGUAUUAUUUGCUCUAGCACAGGGGCAGUUAUUUCACGCGUUUGUGUUCGAUCGCGACUGCGUUCCCGAAGCAUAUGGGUCAUUCGUCCUUGGAUAUACCCCCGAAUAUAUCCAGCGUCGGCCGACGAGCAUCUCACCAAAGGUUGUGUGGCCGACAUCCGGCAAUAUUCUGGAUGCCCUUGCACAAAUGGCACAAUUAAGAUGGCCGAAUUUUGUGUCGCCAAUCCUCCACCCCAAUGAAGCGCAGACGCUGCCGAUAGGGAUCGAUACCGUCAUCUCACCCAUCACAUCACGAGCACACCUAGGCAUCCAGCAUCUAUCGUGUGCGCUUCUCCACCCUUCGGACCCGUCGUGCUUUAUGGCCUACAUAAGGCACAUGUUGAUUUCGUUCCCACAGCUCGCGAAGUUCUUUACCAAGUACUACGGGGCGCUGGCGCUGCUGCGUUUAAGACAGAUCAUCAAAGCACCACUAUCAUCGCUCAACGGGCUGUCCGAAGCCGUGCUGAGGUCCGCGAUAGCCGUGUCUGGCUGGAUUGGUGCCGCUUGGGGAAGUAUAUGUCUGUUCCAAGCUAUCUUGCCACGCUCGUUGAUGCCAAAAUUCCGGUUUUUCCUCGGCGGGUUUUUAGGCGGGAUGUUCCAAAUAUUCGACCAAACUACAGCUGGUCAUGCGAAUUCCUUGUAUGCAGCGCGCACAAGUGUCGAUUCUCUGUGGAAAGUUGGUGUCAAACGUCGAUGGUGGAGAGGCAUUCGCGGAGGCGACGUGUGUGUGUUUGUGGCUGCAUUGGCUCUUGUCAAUGUCGUCUAUGAUUUGGGGAAGGAGACAGCGGCGGGACAAGAUCGGGCGAUGAUGUUGAUCAAGGUGUUGCGAGGAGAGGCUGAGCUGGGGCUCCAAAAAAGAAAAGAGAAGGCCAUAGAGACGGAGGAGCACCAGGAGGGAGGAAGGGAUGAAGUGAUAUAG